UACACACCCACCCUGCCAUCACUGGCUGGUACGGUGGAGGAAGUUGCUAGGGUGGUGGGGACCCAGUGUGGUACCAAUGGGCACUUGGAGGUCUUGGCCAGCUGCUUCGGCACCAGCAAGCUGUGGGAUGUUCGUGUUGCCUGAGCCCUACACCACCCUUGCUACUGGUGGGAUGGGACGGGACAGGAUGGUAUGGGAUGGGAUAGGAUGGGAUGGGAAGGGACGAGUGGCAAAAUCUGGGUCACUUUGGUUUAGCAGAGCAGGGCCUACACCCUACAGUGGUAAUGCCAGGCAGCUGGAUGUGACAGUGGGGUAGGUUUUGGCAACAGGAGGAGCCAGGAUGCCAGCACAGUGCCAGCAGGUUGGAUGGGUGGCAUGGGGACUUUGCUUCUUGUCCCUGCCACAGAUGCCAGGAGUGGCUCUGGCAACAUCGCUAGUCCUGCUCCACCGUAACAAGGAUGCCCCGUGCCCAGCCUCCAUGGCAGCUAUCAUGCUGGGCUGGCACUGGGCCCCAGGUGCAGUGCCGGCUCGGCGCUGAGGCAGCCUUGGUCCACAGCACUCCAACCCCUUCUCAGUGCCAGUGGCUAAUGUCCCAUGAUUGCACAGCACACAGCUCUGCCUGGGAACUCUGUGGGUGAGCUGACCAGUAUCAGGGAGCCAGGGAGCUCACUCUCAGUGCUGUGGGGUGGGGGACUGUUUAUCCUCUUUCAGGUCCAAACCAUUUCCUUUUGUCUCUACGCAUUCUUUUCUUCUUUCAAAGGGCAGUGCUGUUUUCCCCGCUUCCUCCAGCAAUGGGACCCCUGGCAUGUGCUUGCUAUAGGGUCACCAGCUGAGCUAGACCCCAGCCACCACCUUCCCUGCUGGGCAGACAGAGCAGCUGCACAGCCCCUGCCCUACAGCCACACCACCCUCCACACUCUGGCCAUUGGCACAAGGGCCACUGCUGCUCCCAGCUGGCUUCAGACAGGGCAUUAGCAGGGAGGGAGACUUGCACAGCCCAGACUCCUGGGUUCAUGUCCUGUUUUCCAAAGCGUGAGGGACCCCCAUGGGGUGAGUAGCCGGGGUGACUCUGCACUGUGCUCCCCUUCCUGGGUGACUCAUUCUCCCCAGUGGGGCUGUGAAGUCCCUUGACAGGGACUCUUGUGACAAAAAGCAGGAGCACUUGGCAGCAGCCCAGGAUGAGGACUGUCCUCCCCAGGACCUCUGCCCUCCUUCCCCAUGGGGGAACAGGUUGGGAGAUCCCCCCUAGACAUCCCUUUCCACCUCACAACUCCCACCGUCCCCAAGCCAUGGCCCAGUGCUCAGUGCAGGCUGACAUUGUGCCCUCAUGCAGUGUGCCAUCCCAGCGUGGUGGCAUGGGACACAGCCUAUCCUCAUGCAGGAUGGGUGCUGCAGGGGCCUCACCCCACUGUCCAUAGCUCUGCCUGGGUGGCUAGACCCCUAGAAUGAAGGGAGCUGGCAGGUGGGUGGAGCCUGGCCACGGUUGUUCCAGGCAGCAUGGGCUGGCAGAGGGAUGUCAGGGUGACCCGGGCAGACAUUGUUCCUGCUGCCACCUGUCCUGCAUGGGAGCCAGCUCAACAUGGGGAGCAACUCCCCCUUUCCUCAGUCCAGUUCAGCUGCUGCAGCCGAAAUGGGCCCAGCCACAGCAUUGAUGUAACUGAGAAAGCUCUGGCAUGGCGAAGACAUGGGCAUCACCGCCUGCUCCCUCCCAGGCAUCAUGUCCAGAACCAGCCAGGGAAUGCUGGGGGCCCGGGGGCGGCUCCAGUCCCCUCACACCUCGUCCUCUGCUAUUUCCUUAUCACUGCAGUGAUCUCCUCGACGGCAGCACCCGCUCAGCAUGUGACUUCACUCCAGUGAGGAGGAUGUGCUGGGGGUGGGGGUGUCAGCAAAGGAGCCGUAACGGGCGGUUUGGUGCGAUGGAAAAUCCCCCUCCUGUCACCUCCUGUACCUCACCCCUACCCUGCCCCAGCCCUGCAGCUACGUCUGCUUGCAUUGAGUCCUGUGGCUGCUCACAGGGGUUCCAACUCCCUUAGAGGUCCCUACCAGACGUCUGCUGGCAGUUUCUGUGGCAUUGGCAGCACUGAGGCUGUGUCCAUUUGCACUGUGAGAUGGUGAGGCUGGUGCCUGUGCCCAUCCCUCAGAGCACCCUGCCACCUUCUUGGAUAUGACAGGGUCUCAGCUGCUGCCCUGCACCCAGACACCCCCACAGGUACGUGCCAAAUGGGCACCAUCAGUCUUUGUGAGUGCCCUGUGUCCAUGUCUUGUGAGGCUGGAGGUGCUGUGGGGAUCAAGGCAGAAGGAAGGCUGUGUUGGAGGACACAGUGCCACUCUACCCUGUGACCAUUGCCUGUGACAGUUCUGGGGGUCUGUGGGGCUCUGGGCCACCCUUGGCAGGUGCCUCAUCCCUGUCAUCCCUCUCCAGCUGCCCAAGCUGCGGCAUGGGGUACUUGCCCCCCUGCUUAAUCCUGCCCCUGUAGCUAAUCCUGCCUAAUCCCACUGGGGGUUGUCACUGCCUGUUGGCUCCCAGGGCACUGAUGGUUUAAUCACCCCUAAUCCGAUCACCCCCACCUCAGCAGGCAGAGGGGACUUCAACCAGUGGUGGGAUGGGCUUCUGCCAAGAAGGGGGGCUUGGCCAUGGGUGCUGGCGCCAGCAUCCCAGGCGGUCGGCACUGCUUGGCUCCCAGUUUCAGGGGCGGUUGCCGCCUGCCAUGCCGGUCGGGCCUGCUUAGCAGCGGCUGGGGCGGCUCCACAGCCGGUUGCUCCGGGGCCGUUCCCAGCUGCCUGCCGAGGCAGCCCCAGCUGGCAGCCGCCCAAGUGCAGGGAGCGGCUGGCUUGGGGAUGGGCCCCUGUGCCGGGGGCUGUCAGCCGCGCCGCCCCUCCAUGGGCAAGAGGGGGCACGUCCCCCACGCCCGCCUGCCGACGGCACAGUGUGGCUUGGCACGGCAUGGUGGGUUUGGGAUGGAUGGGCCUGGCAUAGCUCAGCGUUGCCUGGCAUGGUUUGGCAAUGGCCAGUACCACAUGCCACUGUCCACCAUGGCUUGACUUGGCUUGGCCUAGCACAACUCUGGCAGCACCAAGAGCCACAGUCCAGAGGUGGUACCCACCCCUGCCUCCCCCAGGCUGCAGUUGCUCGACUCCCAUCCUAUUGUAACCCAGCAGUGCUAGUGUCACCCAGCAGUGCUAGUGUCACCCAGCAGCCUGGCUGGCUGGAAGGGCCAUAGCUGGGCAUGGUGUCACAGGACAGGUUGCAGCCCUGGAGCUGCUACUACUGCCUCCACCCUGCCUGCAAGUUGUGAGGGUCAUGGACUCCUCCUUCCCACCUGUGCUGCCUGCACAGGAACAUUGGAUCUCUGGUGGUGCACCAUGGGGACCACAGUGGGAGUGUGAGCAGUGCUGGGUGUAGGGCUGAGGCCAAGCUCUGCCAGCCGCAGCGUGGGAAAGGCCUGACUGGCGCAGGCUGGGCUUGGCUGGGCGAGGAGUGGCCCCGGGCUGGGGCACGGGAGGAGGGAGGGGGCCCAGUCCCAACCAGGAGCGGGGGCAGGAACCGGUGGCACGGGUGCUGAUCUAAUCUGCAAUGGCAGGAAGUGUGGCCCCUGUUCCCAGCCCAGCUGGGCUCUAUGGGGUGGCCCCCAAGGUGCUCUUCCCAGCAUUCACCCACCCACCCGUGCCUGCCAGUGAGGCCCACGUUCCCAGGAUGGGGUGGCUGGGAGCCAGUGGCUGCGCCCAGCCAUGACAGUGGGCUGGGGGGAUUGUGGGUGGGCUGGUACAGGAAGUGCUGCACCUUGGUGCUGUUCAAAGGCACCAUGCUGAGAUUUCCCCCUUUGCUGUGGUGAUGCAGGCGGCUGGGUGCUGGUGGUAGUGGAGGAAGCGUGGGGGCCUGUGGUGGGGGGCCUGUGCCCGCCAACCUUUACAUAGCAUGGAGGGAACUGAGGGCAGACCGCAGGCCCCAAGCCUGCCCCAGUUUAGUGUCCCACUGAAACCCCAGUGCCACCCAGCAUGUACAUGGAAGGUUCCUGGUGCCCUGGCUUCAUGACAGUGAUGCUCCGGCUUCAAUGUUUCUUCCAAGUGCUUUCUCCCAGAUUGUUCUCCUAUCAGUCAGGCAGCAUCCUAUCCUUCCUGCAGGUGAGGACAAUGGCCAGCCCAGAAGAUGACCUCAUUGGCAUCCCCUUCCCUGAGCACAGCAGUGAGCUGCUGAGCUGCCUGAACGAGCAACGACAGCUGGGGCUGCUCUGCGAUGUCACCAUCAAGACGCAGGGGCUGGAGUACCGCACCCACCGUGCUGUCCUGGCUGCCUCCAGCCGCUAUUUCAAGAAGCUCUUCGCAGGGCCAGGGCCAGGGCAGGAGGUCUGUGAGCUGGACUUUGUGGGGCCAGAGGCACUGGGUGCACUGUUGGAAUUUGCUUACACAGCCACGCUGACCAUAAGCAGUGCCAAUAUGGGCGAGGUGCUGCGUGCUGCCCGGCUACUGGAGAUUCCCUGUGUCAUUGCUGCCUGUGUGGAGAUCCUGCAGGGCAGUGGGCUGGAGGCACCUGGCCCCGAUGAUGGCGACUGCGAACGUGCCCGCCGCUACCUGGAGGCUUUCUCCACCGUCCCUGAGAGUGAGGUGCCUGCGCCACCACCCCCCCGCCCCGCCCCCCGCCGCAGCAAGAAGACCCGCAAGUUCCUGCAAGCCCGUGGUGCCCGGCUCAACAACCAUGCCGAGGAGCCACCCACUGAGGCUGAGGGCUCUGGCAGCCCCCCACCGCCCUCCCAGCUGCCCUCACCCCCUCUGCCUGAGGAGCUGCCCCUGCCCUAUGACAGCUUUGAGCUGCCUGAAGAGGAGGAGCUGCCCCCACACUCCUUCCCCUUCCCCUACCAGCCCCCCCUGUCCCCUGAGGAGGCUGCUUCUGACGAUGAUGCUAUCGACCCCGACCUGAUGGCAUAUCUGAGCUCGCUGCACCAUGAGUCGCUGGCACCUGGGCUGGAUAGCCCUGACAAGCUGGUGCGCAAGCGCCGCUCACAGAUGCCCCAGGAGUGCCCUGUCUGCCACAAGGUCAUCCAUGGUGCUGGCAAACUGCCUCGCCACAUGCGCACACACACGGGCGAGAAGCCCUUUGCCUGCCAGGUCUGCGGAGUCCGAUUCACACGGAAUGACAAACUGAAGAUCCAUAUGCGGAAGCACACAGGUGAACGGCCCUACUCCUGCCAGCACUGCAGUGCCCGCUUCCUGCACAGCUAUGACCUGAAGAACCACAUGCACCUGCACACAGGCGCCCGGCCCUAUGAGUGCUACCUCUGCCACAAGGCCUUCGCCAAGGACGACCACCUCCAGCGGCACCUCAAGGGCCAGAACUGCCUGGAGGUGCGGACCCGCCGCCGCCGCCGUGAUGAGCCACCUCCACCACCUGCUGGGCCCCCUAGCCUCGACCUCUCCAAUGGGCGGCUGGAGGGGCUGCGCCUCUCCAUUGCCCGCUACUGGCCUCCAGGGCAGCCCGAGGAGGAAGAAGAGGAGCCGGAGGGUGAGGAAGGGCCACAGCCAGAUGACACCGUGCCGGUGGAGACGGCAUAGGGCCGAUACAACAGCAGGUGUCAUGCUGUUCCAUGCUGAGCUGUGCUGUGCCCACUGGGGUUUCUGUUCCUGUUUUUCCCGUCACGGUUCAUUCCUAGUUAUGCAAAGGGGGAAACUCCCCUCGGCCGAUUUGCACAAGGAGGUGGGGGGCCCCUACCACCCCCCACCGUUCCCAGGCCCACCUGGUCAUGUCCAGGUGGGUGAUGGGGGGAUUGGGACAUGGAUGUCCCCCCACCGAACCCCUCAUGGAUGCCAGGAUCGGGCAGGGGCACCCAUGGACCAAGGCCUCCCCCCAGGUGGGGAGAGCCCCCCAUGCUCUCCCUAGUGGCGGGGGGGCACUGCCCUGCGCUGUGCAUAGCUUGUCCCCACCUCCCCACUCCGAGCAGCCCUCCCCGGCGAGCUCCCCUCGCCCCUGCACUCCCGGCUGCUUUCUCUUGGUUGCACUAUUCGGGUGAGCCCACCCGGGUGCGGGGCAGCCCCGGCCCCCCCCCGGACCCUUCCCUCUUCCGAAAUCCCCUGGCCCUGUGGGAUCCCCCUUCCGAAAUCCCCUGGCCCUGUGGGAUCCCCCUUCCAUGGGGUGGCCGGGCCCCCACGGUCACUCCUCUGUCCUUUGCACAUGCCCCCUGCAGGGCUCAGCCUCCCCGGGGGUGUAGGGGACCGGCACUAUUUGUCUACAAUAAGAGUUUUAUCUAUAUUUAAAAAGAUGAUGUAAUAUAUUCCCCCCCACAGCCCCUCUGCUGCCAACCACCAGCGCUGCCCGGCCUCCACAUCUGCCAUGGGGUGCUGGGAGGGGUGAUGGGGCCAGGGGGGCUCUGCUCCUGUCAUGGCUUUAAAGUGCCUUAUGGUGAACUUGAACCUUUUCGGCUACUUGAACCUCUCUGGUGUCAGGAACCAAACAAACCAUGGGCAGGCGGCCCCCACCCCUCCGGGCCGCCUCUGCCUGUCUGUAUGUCUGUUUGUUUUGUUUUUUUUUUUAAACGAAGGCUGCUUGGUAAUAAACGGAGAAGCAGGGACUU
Molecule: messenger RNA, 6563 nt
Organism: Parus major (Great Tit)
Lineage: Eukaryota; Metazoa; Chordata; Aves; Passeriformes; Paridae
Gene: ZBTB7B
Product: zinc finger and BTB domain containing 7B
Exons: 2
Coding region: 3997-5547 (516 amino acids)
Biological process (GO): regulation of transcription by RNA polymerase II; positive regulation of gene expression
Molecular function (GO): DNA-binding transcription factor activity, RNA polymerase II-specific; RNA polymerase II cis-regulatory region sequence-specific DNA binding; protein binding
Source: RefSeq, a predicted model, not a curated record